This is a messenger RNA of Rosa chinensis, 633 nucleotides long. Its product is annotated as vacuolar protein sorting-associated protein 26C. Gene Ontology annotation, cellular component: endosome. The record is from RefSeq and is a predicted model, not a curated record. The transcript is spliced from 8 exons. Gene Ontology annotation, biological process: intracellular protein transport. Bases 1 to 633 code for a protein of 210 amino acids. NCBI's taxonomy places the organism in Eukaryota, Viridiplantae, Streptophyta, Magnoliopsida, Rosales, Rosaceae.
AUGAAAGGUGAUAUUGGAAUUUUCCUGGAACUGAUUGAGGGCAAGAUCAUAGUGAAGUCUGCGUCUUCAAUCUCGCACUAUGGAAUUCGCAUCGCGGUUGAUGGAUCUGUCAACUUGCAGGUUCGGGGAGGGACGGCCGGAGUUAUAGAGACUUUGGUUGGUGCUGCCAAGCCUAUUUCGAUUCUGAACAAAAUUGUUGAGCUUAGACCUGCUGGAAAGAUUGCUUCAGGCAUAACCGAGAUACCGUUUUCUAUGCAUAUCAGGCAACCAAGAGAAGAUAACCUCGAUAAGUUCUAUGAGACAUUCCAUGGAGGAAAUAUUAACAUUCAGUAUUUAGUGACUGUAGAUAUAUCGAGAGGAUACCUGUACAAGUCAUUAUCUACAACAAUGGAGUUCAUAGUUGAGAGUGAUAAAGCUGAUGUAAUUGAGCGACCAGUUUCUCCGGAGAUGGUUGUCUUUUACAUUACUCAGGAUACCCAAAGACAUCCGCUACUUCCUCAACUGAAAUCAGGAACUGAUUACUUUUCCAUUUCUACCUAUGAUGAAGCUAUUCCGGCUCAUAUUGCUUUUCUAAAGGGAAGGAGCUGGGGAACUGGCAAAGGCAUUUGGUGCUUAUGGGAUAAUGAGGUCUAA